Messenger RNA from Fusarium vanettenii 77-13-4, 4687 nucleotides. RefSeq lists its product as uncharacterized. The transcript has a single exon. The record is from RefSeq and is a predicted model, not a curated record. Gene Ontology annotation, molecular function: ATP hydrolysis activity; DNA binding; ATP binding. Bases 1 to 3492 code for a protein of 1163 amino acids. Gene Ontology annotation, cellular component: nucleus. Lineage: Eukaryota; Fungi; Ascomycota; Sordariomycetes; Hypocreales; Nectriaceae.
AUGGGAUCCGUUCUGGUCGAGGCGAUGGCGCAGGAAGGCAUGAGGGAACUUGGAGUCAAAAAGGUUCAUCCUUUCUUCUCCAAAGAACCUAUCGUUGACCCUGCACGCCACUCCGAACCCUCGGCCCAACCCCCUACAGCUCCGGACCACGAUGACCAGCACGACAGCGCUCAAUCGGAGUCAGACUCGCCAAACGGCCGGCGAAAGCGUCGAAAGCCGGACAGCUCUGUUGCACAAGAUGCUCCCGGUUCUAAGAGACCACGCCGAAAACGCCAAGGGGAAGGGCGACAAACAACCCUCGUUCCCAUGGAGCAGGCUGCAGAUAUAACUCCCGAACCUAACACCACCGACAUUCCGACUCCUCCACUAAGCGAUGCGCCUAUGAUUUCCGCCGAAGCCCCUUCACAGUCUGCCCUCGAAGCACCAGUCUCGACCUCGAACCCACCCGAUGCCGCAAAUAAAAAGGUUCUCAAAUGGAACCCGAAAACAGGGACACUUGGAUCACCACCCAAACCCAAGUCGAAAAUCCUUCCUUCCCGCAUAGUGUGCGUCAAGUAUGGCCGAGAUGAAGCGAGUCGAAAGGACAUGGGUGAUAAGAUCACUCAAAUCCUGGACGGCAAGACAUUAUUUUCUCCAAACUCCUCGAAGAGCCGAGCCAAGAAGCCAAAAGAAAGUGUUGUUAAGAAAGCACCUGGUCCGGCCAAAACUACGCAUCCUUUCUUCACCGGAAAGGCGAAACAGACACCCGCCACAAGCGAGAACCAUAAAACGGCUGAGGACCGGCCCUCUCGACAGACAGUCUUUAUGUCUACGCCAUUGUCCCCGAAGAAGACACGAAACCCUUUCACCCAUGACCAUCAGGUCCCACGAUUUGGUAUUAGAACUGGCACAACAAAGAUUCCUGGGGCCGUAUAUCCUCUCUGGCCUGCAAAGGGGAUGGCCCACGUUCGUGGACUUGAAUGUUCAGUUUGUUCUCAGACUGCCGCUCAGGACAACGCCGCCAAGAAGUCAAAGGGCUAUACAGUUACAGUUUCGCCUGACGAAUCUGUUCUGGGGGGCUUUUGCACCAGCAUGGAUCUCACUGCUCUCCGCAACUCGCUUCCUACAAAUGAUGACAACUUCGAGCCAGCACCAACAGAAUUACGAAUCCCGACGAGACAUUUUGAAAGUGGCCGUAAAGCUCAGAAGCGCAUCCGGUCAGAACUUCGGACAUUGCGACUUGCCGCUGCCGAGGAGGACGACGACGUAAUAGGACCUGGGGCUUCCAGUGCUCAACCGAAAAGAACACACCCAGCCAUUCUUAGACUAUAUGAAGGACUCGAGACCAAUCUUUCCGCAUAUGACAAGUCUGCAUGCGAAAGUCUGUCCUGGACACACAAGUACGCUCCAAGCACAGCGGCUGAAGUUCUCCAAGCUGGCAGGGAGGCUAUUCUCCUCAAAGAAUGGUUGCAAACACUCACGGUUCAGUCUGUCGGCACCGGCAGUGCUGACGCAGGAGGGGCAAAGGGAAAGGCAAAAUCGUCUGCUGCUCCCAAGAAGAAGAGAAAGAAGGAUAAGCUGGAUGGCUUUAUUAUCGACAGUGAAGAGGAAGCGAAUGAGAUGGACGAGGUAUCCGAAGAUGACGAUGACUGGGCGCCUGCUGGCUCAGGAUUCACGAAAAAGACGGUUAUCCGAAGCGGAGAUGCAGCUGCCAAGGGAGGAAAAGAUCAAGGACGUCUCACGAACGCGGUGGUGAUUAGCGGACCCCAUGGCAGCGGCAAGACAGCUGCCGUCUACGCUGUAGCCAAGGAGUUGGGUUUCGAGAUUUUCGAGAUCAACCCGGGAAGCAGGCGAAGCGGCAAGGAUAUUCUGGAGAAAGUUGGCGAUAUGACGCGCAACCAUCUCGUUCAACAUCACCGCGCCGACCCUACUACAGAGGCAGAAGAGGAUGAAGUGGCCAGAGACUUGAAGUCGGGGAAGCAGGGCAUGAUGACGGCCUUUUUCCAGCCCAAAGCAGCAGCCGCCUCGAAGAAGCCAACCAAGAAGUCUACCGAAGCGAAGUCAAUUGAAACAACCAAGGGAAGCCAGAGCCAGAAGCAGUCACUCAUCCUUUUAGAGGAGGUGGAUGUUCUCUACGAAGAGGAUAAGCAAUUCUGGGCGACUUUGGUGGGCAUGAUGGUACAAUCGAAGAGGCCAUUCAUCAUGACCUGCAACGACGAGAACAUGGUACCCCUCCAGACCCUCAACUUGCACGGCAUCUUCCGAUUCUCUCAUCCACCAACCGACCUGGCUAUCGAUCACUGCCUACUUGUUGCAGCAAAUGAGGGCCAUCUGCUAAAGCGCUCGGCCGUCGAGGCCCUAUACAAGUCUCGCAACAACGACUUGAGAGCUACCCUGGUAGAACUCAACUACUGGUGCCAGAUUAGUGUUGGAGAUCGCAAAGGUGGUUUCGACUGGUUCUAUCUCCGAUGGCCCAAGGGCUCUGACCGAGAUGAGAAUGGGGAUGUGGUUCGAGUCUUGAGUGAAGACACUUACCGCAAGGGCAUGGGAUGGAUCGGGCGUGAUCUCACUGCCACAUGCCUGGACCCAUUGGAGUCGGAAGAAGAGGUGAUGAAGCAGUGUUGGAACUCAUGGGCACUUGACAUGGGUGACUGGAACAGCAGCUUGCAUCUCCAAUCCUGGGCCGACGAUGUAACCAGGAACGCAUCAGAGCCCAGACAGAGACUUGACACUCUGGCGGCAUUCGACGAGUUUUACACUUCGAUGAGCGACGCGGAUCUUAUCUCGAGUGGCUCGCUAGGAACCAGAUUCCAGGAAGUGCUCGAUCCAGAACUACCCGAAAUUCCGACCAAGACGAGAGAUGAUUUCAUUGUGGGCCGUCGCCUCCUAGAGGCUGAUCCCAAGUCAACACCAUCUACGCCCAGCGUUGGCCUCUCGAUCUCUCUAAAAUCCCUAACCAGGCAGAGACUUUUCAACCUGUUUCCCACAACCGACGUAACAUCCUCCACCCUCAAGCCAUUGGCGGAGGAUCGCGCAGUCUCAGUUCUGGACGAGUCUUUCGAGAAUUGCACGACCCCUAUGACUCGGAUGGAUCUGGCGCUAGCGUUCGACCCGAUUGCUGUUAAUGAAAAGGCAGCGGCAUCCAGCCAUCUGGAUCCAUCAGUAUUUGAUCGCACCACAAAGCUCAUCGUGUUGGACAUUGCUCCAUGGGUGCGAGGCAUUGUGGAGUUUGACAACAAGCUCAUGCAGGAGAGACUCAAAUUGAGCAACCUCUUGAGUGAGGGUGGAAAGAGAAAGAGAAUGCGUACCACUCGCAGCGCAUACUCGGCUCUGGAAGGAGGUGAGAGGAGGACAACUCGACGGGAAAGAUACUUUGGCGAUUGUCUCAACACAGCAUUUGUGAGACGUACCGCCGGUGACACUUGGCAGGAGGCCGUGGAGGCCAUGAGACCAAAGGAGAGUGUGGAGAGCGCUCCAAGCAGUCCAUCGUCCCCUGGAUCAAGCUUGGCUUAACGAUGUUGAAUGCGGAGAAGAUGACGUAUACUAAACGUGCGAGUUUCACUUUGAACUCUAUGAUUGAAACAUAUAGGAACGGUUUGGGGUCAUUGCAAAGGCGUUGGUGGACAGCGCAUGACAAAGAGUUGAUUAGUUUGAAACGGCACAAUAUAUAAAUGUGUAUUUCUAAAGCAGCAACGUUUUAAAAGGAGUAAAAAUAACUAAAACCGUCAAAUCAUUGUCUCGUAUCGGAUAUCAAAAUUGCCAAGUAACGAAAGGUGCCAGCCCAGAUAAACAAUCUUAACCUCCCAAUAACUAACAAGAUCCCGUAACACAAAGAAACUCAUUUCAUUCAUUAUCCCAUCCGACGUAAAACGUAUCAAGUUUUAGAUUGACGCUCGCUGAAGCCACUUUUGUUCAUCAAGUCUCUCGCUCAGCGGGGAACAGCAACUGGUUGAGCCAUGGAAUGUCUCCUGCGCUCGGGUUCGUAGAAGCUCUCGCCGGGGUAGGGUUCAUCAGGAUAGGGCAGACGUCCCACACGGGGUUGCUCGUCCCGGGACAUCCGACGUAUCCUCUCUUCUUCAGCGGGGGAUAGUCUCUCGUAACUCUGAAGAGCGGCGGAGCGUCUCCGACCUGGGAAGGGUCCGAUCUCUUCGUAGUAGACAACAUCGCCGCCGUGACGUCUGGCGCGAUCGAUGGCACGCUCGGCAUCCGAAGCGCGGCGAUGGCGGUGGUGGUGCUCGUGACGGUCCGAGUGGCGGUGUUUCGGGUGAGGACGGGAUUCCCACUCUUCAGCGUCGCCGUAGAGAACGCCCUUUGGCCAAACUUUGUGGGCGAGGACCGUGGCGAGGCCGAUGCCGGCUAUGAGACCGGCGGAAGUUUUGAAGAGGCCGUGGUGAUGCUCGCUGUGUGAUGAUUUAUGAGACUGGCCGUGGCUGCUCUUGUGCUGGUUGCCAUGUUGACUGUCGUGUUGGCGAUGGUGGCUGUGGUUGGGACGGCGAGUGGGAGAGUAAGAGGAUGAACGAGAGCUAGAUUCUGACGAUCUUCUCACUCCCGACCUUGACCGAGAAACGCCACGGGUACUAGGAUGGAAGGACACAGGACGGGGGCGAGAAGUGGCUCUGCCUCUGGUAGCAGGGGGAGAUGAUGAUCUUGGCUUGCGGUUGCCAGUGCUUGGCCGCGAGAAUGAACGAGAGCGGUCCAUAACCUCUUC